UAGAGAAAGAACGUAAUUUCCCAGCAAUUUCUCAUUAAGAUAAUUAAAAAUAGCUUUCAUUUAUGCAAUAUUUAAUAAUAUCCAUUCUGUCUGGGCGUAUAUCAUGAUUUAUCUUUGAUUUUUAUAUUUUCUAGGGAUAUUUUAAUAUAUAAGUAUCAACAGCGCAAGUGUAAAUACAAAUUGCUUGGAAUUAUAGAGGAAUAGUUUAAUAGAAUCAAUGGAUAGAGCUAGCAAAUUCAAACGGGUUUGUGUCUUCUGUGGAAGCAACCCAGGCUAUAAGAAAAUCUUCAGUGAUGCUGCUAUUGAAUUGGGCAAUGAAAUGGUGAAUAGGAAGAUGGACUUGGUUUAUGGCGGUGGGAGUGUUGGUUUAAUGGGGCUAAUUUCCCAGAGAGUCCAUGAUGGUGGUUGUCAUGUUCUUGGUGUCAUUCCGAAGGCUCUUGUUCCGAUUGAGAUAUCCGGUGAAGCUGUUGGUGAUGUAAGCAUUGUUAUGGAUAUGCAUGAGCGUAAAGCCAAAAUGGCUUCGGAGGCAGAGGCUUUUAUUGCUCUUCCUGGGCAACAUUUUGGUGUCAUGAAUAUCGUAGGAGGAUAUGGAACUAUGGAAGAGCUAUUGGAAAUGAUAACAUGGGCACAACUUGGAAUUCACAAAAAACCGGUUGGCUUGCUAAACAUUGAUGGAUACUACGACUCUUUGCUCACAUUAUUUGACAGAGGUGUUGAAGAAGGUUUCAUUAAGCCAAGUGCUCGGCAUAUAGUUCUUUCGGCUCCAACUGCCAAAGAGCUUUUAACAAAAAUGGAGCAAUACACUCCAUACAUGGACCAUGUGGCCCCUCAUGAAAGCUGGAAAAUGGAGCAACUGGGCGAUUACCCAACUGAAAUCAAGUCAUGAUGAAAUUCUUGUUUUUUGGUAGGCCUAUCUCUCAAAUGAGUACUUUAAUGCAAUUAGAUCUGAUUGAUUGUGACGUAAGAGGUUCUUCAUGGGGGCCACAUAUAAUGCAUUACCACGUACCCUUUUCAUUCUUUGUAGUCUGAAUUUCAUCGGAAUUUUCCUUUGGGUUUCCCACAACUCUGUUAUAGCUGAAUGGUUAAUCAGUGCACCAUUGUUCUUCGUUCUUGCUAUUUUUAGUUGGAAAACAAUUAGUUCAACCGCA
This is a messenger RNA of Olea europaea var. sylvestris, 1148 nucleotides long. Its product is annotated as cytokinin riboside 5'-monophosphate phosphoribohydrolase LOG8-like. The record is from RefSeq and is a predicted model, not a curated record. Gene Ontology annotation, cellular component: nucleus; cytosol. Gene Ontology annotation, biological process: cytokinin biosynthetic process. Bases 218 to 886 code for a protein of 222 amino acids. NCBI's taxonomy places the organism in Eukaryota, Viridiplantae, Streptophyta, Magnoliopsida, Lamiales, Oleaceae. Gene Ontology annotation, molecular function: hydrolase activity, hydrolyzing N-glycosyl compounds. The transcript is spliced from 7 exons.